GAAAAUUAGUGGCAAUUAAAAAUAAACGGAUAAAGUAUAUAGUAUUAUUUUUUUUCAAAUGUUAGUAUUACUUUUAUGUCAACAGAGAGAGUUACACUUUUAUCCCCUUAUCACAUUGUGAACAGCUCAAAAAUCAGAAUGUUCCUCGAGUAGGCUUUUCUCGAAUUUAGUUCAGGCAUACUACCUGUUUGUUAAAUUGCCUCAAUGACUUGUUCUUUCUCUUUCUCUUCCUUCCUCAUAAGCCACCCAUGGCCUCCUCAGUCCCAAAAUCCACCAACCCCCUUUCCCUUUGCCCCUCCAUUUCACCCCCCUAAACCCCUUUCCCUCCAAUUUUCAAGAAGCCAAGAACUUGUUCCUUCACUUUAUGCUUCCAAGAAUGCUAACCAACUCUUACCAGACUUCACUUCCAAGCAAUUUCUAGACAUCCUUUGUCAAGAAAAUGAUGAAACUUCAGCUUUAAGGCUCUUAGAAUGGGGUUCUAAGCAACCCCAUUUUACACCAAGUUUGGCUGUAUAUGAGGAAGUUCUUAGGAAGCUUGGAAAUGUAGGAUCUUUUGAGUUAAUGAGGGGAGUUUUGGAUGAUAUGAAGAGGUUGCAAAUUGAGUUAGUUGAAGGUACUUUCUUUAUUUUAAUUGAAAGUUAUGCUAAGUUUGAGUUGUAUGAUGAAUGUAUUAAGGUUCUUGAUUUGAUGUGGAAGGAGUUUGGUGUAAAGCCUGGAACUUUUAGUUAUAAUUUGUUGUUGAAUGUUCUUGUUGAUGGGAAUAAGUUGAAAUUAGUUGAGAAUGUGCAUAGUAGGAUGUUGGAUGAAGUUGUAAAAGCGGAUGUAUCGACGUUUAAUGUGUUGAUUAAAGCUUUGUGUAAGACACAUCAAAUUAGGCCUGCUAUGUUGAUGAUGGAGGAAAUGCCUAUGCACGGUUUGGUACCGGAUGAAAGGACUUUUACGACGAUAAUGCAAGGGUAUAUUGAGGAAGGGAAUUUAGAUGGUGCAUUGAGAAUUAGGGAUCAAAUGGUGUCGGCUAAAUGUGUUGCGACUAAUGUUACGGUUAAUCUUUUGAUUCAUGGGUAUUGUAAAGAAGGAAGGAUUGAUGAAGCUUUGAACUUUGUGCAAGAUAUGUGUAGUCGAGGUUUUGCUCCGGAUCAAUUUACGUUUAAUACUUUGAUAAACGGUUUGUGCAAGGCAGGGCAUGCUGUCCAAGCGUUGGAUAUUUUGGAUUUGAUGUUGCAGGACGGUUUUGAUCCUGAUGUAUAUACGUAUAAUAUUUUGAUUUCUGGACUUUGUGAAGUUGGUGAAGUCCAACAAGCUAUUGAACUUCUCAAUCAGAUGCUUGUAAGGGACUGUACACCUAAUACAGUCACUUAUAACACCAUCAUUAGCGCUUUGUGCAAGGAGAAUCAAGUCCAAGAAGCUACUGAGUUUGCUCGUGUGCUUACGAGCAAGGGAUUCGUACCUGAUGUUUGCACCUUCAAUUCUCUCAUACAAGGUCUCUGCUUCACCGGCAAUUUCAACGAUGCAGUGGAAUUAUUCGAAGAAAUGAAGGAAAAAGGUUGCCAGCCUGAUGAGUUCACUUACAAUAUCCUAAUUGAUUGUCUUUGUGCCAAAAGGAGAUUAGGUGAAGCUAUGAACCUACUCAAAGAUAUGGAGUCAAGUAGCUGUGCAAGAAGUGUAAUAACAUACAAUACUUUGAUAGAUGGCUUCUGCAAAGACAAGAAAAUUGAAGAAGCGGAAGAGAUCUUCGACCAGAUGGAACUAAACGGGGUUUCUAGAAACCUGGUCACCUAUAACACUCUCAUUGAUGGUCUUAGUAAGAGCAAGAGGGUAGAAGAUGCAGCUCAGCUUAUGGACCAGAUGAUACUGGAAGGACUAAAGCCUGACAAAUUCACGUACAAUUCCAUUCUCGCUCAUUUCUGCAGAGCAGGUGAUAUUAAAAAGGCAGCAGACAUUGUGCAAACCAUGACAUCAAAUGGCUGUGAACCAGAUAUCGUUACAUAUGGGACUCUAAUACAAGGACUAUGUAAAGCAGGUAGGGUUGAGGUUGCAAGCAGGCUUCUCAGGAGUAUUCAAAUGAAAGGAAUGGUUUUGACCCCUCAGGCCUAUAAUCCUGUAAUUCAAGCAAUCUUCAGACGGAGGAGAACCAAUGAAGCUGUAAGACUCUUCAGAGAAAUGCAGGAAACGGCUAAUCCUCCUGAUGCUUUAUCUUAUAAGAUUGUUUUCCGUGGUCUUUCUUCUGGUGGGGGGCCGAUUCAAGAAGCUGUUGAUUUUGCCGUUGAAAUGAUGGAAAAAGGACACAUACCUGAAUUCUCCUCAUUCUACAAUCUGGCUGAAGGACUGUAUUCUUUGUCGAGGGAGGACACGCUAAUAAAGCUUGCUGGCAUGAUCAUGGAGAAGGCAAACUUUUCAGACAGUGAGGUUACUAUGAUUAAAGGUUUCCUGAAAAUCCGGAAAUUCCAAGACGCACUGGCUACUCUUGGCCGCGUCUUAAAUAGCAGAAAUCCCAAAAGGACAUCAAUAAAGAAAUGAUCCAAAGUAGAGGUCCCUCAAACUAAGGUAUCAUAACUGUAUCAGUUGUUGUUAUGACAGUCCUUCAAAGAAAUCAUCAUAACUCAAUUUGAAGAAUCAAUGGUUUCCUAUUUUGUCCUGCUUUGUAAUUAUGUCUUUGAUGAGUUACAAGUCGAAAAAUGUGGAGACUUCCCAGCUUCAUUCAGUUCUCUAGUAGGCUUAGGUAAUGUAUUCAUAGAUUGUCGCGGAUCUCUGCUCCUAGAUACAUGUUCUAACCGCAUCUAAGCCAUCUUACUAAGUUAAUGCCAGAACUGGUGGUUUCUCUUGAUUAUCAUGAUACACAUCAUGUGCAUGGUAUAUGCUUCU
Molecule: messenger RNA, 2862 nt
Organism: Capsicum annuum
Lineage: Eukaryota; Viridiplantae; Streptophyta; Magnoliopsida; Solanales; Solanaceae
Product: pentatricopeptide repeat-containing protein At3g53700, chloroplastic
Exons: 1
Coding region: 205-2517 (770 amino acids)
Molecular function (GO): protein binding
Source: RefSeq, a predicted model, not a curated record